UACCUACUUAUAUCUUUGCGUUGUUGGGCCUACUGGUCAAACCCCCCGGACUUCGCCAGCAUUGUAAUAUCGAAGUUCCUCUUCAAGGCCGACAUCGUAAUUAAGCAUAAUGACGAAGGAUACGAAGACGGUCGUGAUUCUUGGUGGCGCAUUUGCCGGCGUUCAGGUUGCCCACCGACUACUUAAAUACACCCAGCCUCAAGUCAAAGAUUUGAAAGUCAUUCUCGUCUCAAAGAAUAGCCACUUCUAUUGGAAUCUAGCUGCGGUCCGUGCCAUCGUCCCAGGUGUUUUGAAGCCGGACCAAUAUGCACUCCCCAUUGCAGCGGGUUUCGCAAAAUAUCCCAAAAAUUCAUUUGAGUUCAUCGUUGGCACAGCCGAGACUGUCGAUACCUCUAAAAAGACGGUCAGAGUGCAUGUGGGCGAGGAUGGUAGCGACCGCGAUCUGGCCUAUGACUACCUAGUGGUGGCCACAGGCACCCGUAAUGUCGGAACUACUAAGGUGCCAUGGAAAAAUGAUGGCACACACGAGGAGAUCACGGCCCUCAUCAACGAUACACAGACGAAAGUCAAGGCUGCCAAGCACAUUGUCGUAGCCGGUGCAGGCUCCACCGGUGUCGAGACAGCAGCAGAGCUAGGGUUCGAGUAUGGCAACCCGAAAAACGCGGACGACAAGAAGGAGAUCAUACUGCUAUCCGCUGACACGGAAGUUCUCAGCGGCGACAGUAUCGCCGGCAAUGUGGCAUCAGAGCUGAAGAAGGUCCACGUCACGAUCCGCGCCAAUGCACGUGUCGCGAGCACCAACAACUUGCCCGACGGCAAAACUGAGAUUGUGCUCGAGAACGGCGAAAAACUCGUCACGGACUUGUAUCUGCCGACGAUGGGAAUGAUCCCCAACACCGAUUUCCUCCCAGUCGAGGUAUUGACCGACAAGAAGUUUGUCGAUAUUGACGAGUUCUACCAGGUCAAGGGUACCGACAACAUCUGGGCGGCGGGCGACGUCGUGUGGAAGCCCCGUGGCAGCUUUGUUCUCACCGACAAGCAGGCUGCCGGUGUCGCGAAGAAUAUCGAUGCCGUGUUGAAGGGUAAAGCUCAGACGCUAGUCAAGACGAUUCCCAUCGAUGUGCUCAUGGUCGCCACGGGCCGCUCACGAGGCGCGGGAAGAAUGGGCCCCGUCAAGGCCUUCAGUAUAAUGGUUUAUCUGAUCAAGGGCAAAACACUUGGUGUCGACAAAUUACCUGCAUGGGUCGACGGUACUAACUUCUAAAACGGACCAGACCAAUAAAACACACUGGUCUUAAAGAAAAAACCGAAUCCGGCAUCGGGAUGACGACUUGCCUCUGACGAGGCUGAGGUCUGCUCUCCCUGUGCCGAAUCAGAUUGCCGCGUAAAGGGAUAUCACAGCUCAAGAUGUGGGGAGAGCUCACGCUGUUUAGACUUCUGCUGUUUGAUUUGAAGUUGUUAAAGAGGAAGAGAAUGGGAUUGAAGAGGACAGAAUGGGGACGAGGAGCGUAGCACUUUUAAUUCUCGAUACCCCGCCCCACACCCCCCAAUGAUGGAACAUGCGCAUCUUAGAAUAGUAGCUUUAAUAAAUGAUUAUAUU
Molecule: messenger RNA, 1600 nt
Organism: Xylaria bambusicola
Lineage: Eukaryota; Fungi; Ascomycota; Sordariomycetes; Xylariales; Xylariaceae
Exons: 3
Coding region: 110-1264 (384 amino acids)
Cellular component (GO): cytoplasm
Molecular function (GO): flavin adenine dinucleotide binding; electron-transferring-flavoprotein dehydrogenase activity
Source: RefSeq, a predicted model, not a curated record